Molecule: messenger RNA, 1106 nt
Organism: Cataglyphis hispanica
Lineage: Eukaryota; Metazoa; Arthropoda; Insecta; Hymenoptera; Formicidae
Product: sin3 histone deacetylase corepressor complex component SDS3
Exons: 8
Coding region: 68-1063 (331 amino acids)
Biological process (GO): negative regulation of transcription by RNA polymerase II
Cellular component (GO): Sin3-type complex
Molecular function (GO): histone deacetylase binding
Source: RefSeq, a predicted model, not a curated record
CCAAAUUUAACCUAACAUAACCAUAAGCAACUUGUCAACGAUAGAAGAAUGUAUUGUACGGAUAUGAAUGGUCAUGUCUUAUCAAGAUUCACAAUUUUGUACAAUGUAUGAUCGUCAAGAUGAUUAUGAUCUCGACGAAGAUAAUGAGGAAUAUAUGGAAGAAGACAGAGAUGCUGAGGAACAAGAUGAUAGUGAUGAAGAUACCGAGGAGGCGAGUGAAACUGAUAUGGGAGAAAGAAAAUCCGAAGAAUAUACAGAAAUUAAAGAACAGAUGUAUCAAGAUAAGUUAGCAAGCUUGAAAAAGCAGCUACAGCAAUUGAAAGAUGGGACGCAUCCUGAAUAUAAUCGCAAAUUAAAACGAUUAGAAGCACAAUAUAAAGAACGAUUGAGAUUGAAUAUAAUUUACCGAGACUAUUUGACAGAAUGGGUUGAACGAGAUUAUAUAUUAGAGAAGAAAGCAGCGGUGAAAGAAUUUGAAGAGAAAAAAAUUGAUCUGAAGGAAAAUCUGCUUACCGAUAUGGAAGAAAAGAGGAAAAUAAUUGAGUCAGAUCGUCAUACAAUGGAGCUUACUGGUGAUUCUAUGGAGGUAAAACCAGUAAUGACGAGAAAAUUACGUAGACGUCCCAAUGAUCCAGUACCUGAAAAAGUAGAAAAGCGGCGAAAACCACCUCCAGCAUCAGUAAAUUAUCUAUUAGAAGAGAAAGAGAUCGAGUUCGAUUUAAAAGCGAUUAAUCGCGCGAAAACGUCCACCGCUGUUCGUAAACCAGUUUUACCACAUUACAAUGCGGUAAAUAUAUCAUCUCAACAUAUAUCACAACCAUCUGAGACUCCAUUGGUAGAAACUCGGAUAGAGGAUGGCAAAUUGUCAUACGAACGAAGAUGGUUUCACCGUGGUCAAGCUGUUUAUGUUGAAGGCAAAGAUCUUAACAGGUUUGCGGCGCAUAUUUCGGCAAUUGGUACUGAAGCGAUCUGGGUGAAAAAGGUUUCAGAUAGCAGCAAAGUACGCAUUUAUAUAUCGCAGCUGAGUCGUGGGAAAAUUUCUAUUAAACGACGAGCCUCUUAAUCAAUUCCUCGAUUAAUUCGACAUCUAUUGUCAGAUCUCUGUU